Scutellospora calospora is the source of this 434-nucleotide messenger RNA. The record is from the annotation of a GenBank genome assembly. Lineage: Eukaryota; Fungi; Glomeromycota; Glomeromycetes; Diversisporales; Gigasporaceae.
UAAAUGUACCUUUGCGAUCAGAUGAAUCUUUAGAUAUUCUCGAGAUAUUAAAGUUGGCCGUAUGUACUUUUGAUCAGAAUGCAAUUACACUUGGCUCGACUCGUUCUUAUAAAAGUUCGAAUUAUUUGCGAGUUGAAACUAAGUGCAAUGAAAAAGUCCCAAGAGAGAUGGCAUCUCAAGCAGCUUUACUAGAACUUAUAGCAACAGGAUCUAUUCCAAAGUUAAAGAAACAUUUCGAACAAAUUUUUAAGUAUGCCGACCAACUUUUCCCUCAGGAAGUUUGGGUUGUACAUUUUUCUCGGGAGGAUUCUAUUGUGUUGGAUUCAUAUUGGCCUUCUGAUGAACUGCAGAAGAGAGGAUUAAAUGUUGUGCAUUUUUGGCACGAUAAAGAAUUUAAGAAUGUUCGUAUGAGUUCCCGAUUUCGAGAUGCCACG